Dicentrarchus labrax (European seabass) is the source of this 3179-nucleotide messenger RNA. Its product is annotated as insulin-like growth factor-binding protein complex acid labile subunit. NCBI's taxonomy places the organism in Eukaryota, Metazoa, Chordata, Actinopteri, Moronidae. The transcript has 3 exons. The coding region runs from base 85 to 2214 and encodes 709 amino acids. Gene Ontology annotation, molecular function: protein binding. The record is from RefSeq and is a predicted model, not a curated record. Gene Ontology annotation, cellular component: plasma membrane.
CAGACGUUUCUACAGUCAGGAAAGCAGUUAGCAAGAACAUCCUGCAACACAACUUCAAGCGCUGCCUUCGCAUUAGUGCCAACCAUGCUGGCAGCCUUAACUCUGGCCUCCUUGAGCCUCUUGGUGUGGGCGUCUAACCUCUGCCCCCCAACCUGCCAAUGUCUCUACAAUCUGUCGGCUAUAGCGUGUCAGAAUAAAGGACUGAACCAGAUCCCCAAGCUGCCAGAUGGCACAGAGAAGCUGUACGUCUCAUACAACGAGAUACAGGAAAUACCUUGGCGUGGGCUGGAGAAGCUGCAGGUCCUGGACCUGACUAAGAAUCAGCUGAAUGUCUUCCUAUCCCUCAACCCAGUUUGGCCCAGUAUGACGAAGCUGUCUAAGCUCUUGCUACGUGGUAAUGGUCUGACGGUUCUACACCCUGGUCAGUUCCUCAACUGCCCUGCUCUCAUAAUACUGGACCUGAGUGAGAACCAGAUCAAAUAUCUACCAAUCGGAUUCCUCCGUGGAUUGGCUAAUCUGAAGACACUGUAUGUGAACUUCAACCAGAUUCAAAUGUUACAGGUUGGUGGAUUGGAAGGAGCCUUUGCUCUCGCUGGCCUCUACUUAAGCCAUAAUAACAUAACAAAGAUAGAGGAAGGUGUGUUCAAGAACUCAACUGUGCUGGAGAAACUUUUUCUGUCCAAAAACAGAAUCACAAGUGUGGAUGAGGCCAGCUUCAAAGGAGCGACGGGUCUCCUACACCUCGACCUGAGUGGCAACAUGCUGGUCACUGUUCCAGCUGCAGCACUGAGGGAUGUAAACAGGCUCAGGCAUCUGUAUCUACAGUCAAACAGCCUCAGCACCCUUCCAGAGGAAUGCUUCUCCUCACUGAGCCUGUUGGUUAUUCUAUACUUGAGAAACAACAAGCUGACCACUCUGUCUGAGGGAUCCCUGAGAGGUCUGACCAUGCUGAAAGAGCUGGACCUCAGUGUCAACCUCAUAGAUUCUCUUCCCUCUAAAGUCUUCAACAACCUGAGCAGCCUUGAGUCUCUUGAUUUGUACAGGAACAGACUUACAUCUCUUUCUCUGGAUGUAUUCAGUAACUUGAAAAACCUGAAAGAGCUGCAGCUGGACAGCAAUCAGAUCUCUGCCAUACCAGUUGGGGUGUUUGAUCGGCUGUCCAGCCUCAAAGAGCUACAGCUGUCGAACAACAGCAUCCAGGAGCUGCACCAUACUAUUUUCAACAAGCUCAAGUCACUACAGAACCUGUACUUGGAGCACACCUCUCUUAGGCACCUUCCCAAAGGUGUUUUCCACAAGAUGAGGAACCUCAAGGAAAUACACCUCAGUGACAACCACAUCAAGUCUCUACAUCCCUCAGUCUUCCAUGGUUUGGUGAGACUACAUUUGUUGAGUCUCUCCCGCAACCGUCUCUCCUCUCUACACCAGGACCAGUUCAGAGACCUUGUCAGUUUAAAAGAGUUAAAACUAGAUGAAAACCGCAUAGAUAACCUUACCACAGGCCUGUUCAUGAAUCUAACACAUCUUAUAACACUGGAUCUGGAUAACAACCGCAUCUCAGAGCUGUCUCCUCAUGACUUUGUAAGGUUGACCCGCCUUAAAGAGCUCAUGCUGAACUUCAACCAGCUCCAUGACAUCCCUUUCAUCACCUUCUAUUUCCUCCACAACCUCCGCAGGCUUAUGCUAAAUAACAAUAGCCUGGACAGUUUACACCCUCAGCUCUUUGCCCGACUUUCAAACCUAACAGAACUCCACUUGGAUGGAAACAAGCUGGAUCACUUGCCGCCUGAUGUAUUUCGAGGACUUUCAAAUCUCCAGAAACUGAGUCUAAAGUCCAACCGGCUCAGAUCAGUGGAGCAUGGCACUUUUGAGUUCUUAAGAAACCUGAGUGCCGUCUAUCUGUCAGGUAAUCUGUGGGAUUGCACCUGUGCACAUAUUGUCUACAUCAGCUGCUGGGUCAACACGCACAGAGACAAGCUCCGAGACCAACCCACCUGCUUCCUCGCCUCAUCGUCAAACUCCACUUCUUCACGCUCUUCGUACUCACCCUUCACCAGCUCUACUCAGGAUACACCGGUCUCGCAGGAAACUCUCUCUCCCCUGUUGUUACAAAAUCAUUGCAUUACAAGUGCUGCAAGUGGCUCAUCACCUUCACUUCCUCUGGAAAUGCUGAAUCUGCUCACAUUUGUUCUUGUAGCUGUCAGCCCACUGUGACAUCCUUUGUCGCGGUUAAGUCCUCUUCUUUGCUUUUCAUGUCUGUUCUUGUCUUCUAAGUAUUUGCACCACAAUCUCAAUGUAUUGUUAGUCUGAAUACUACUGUGUGAGAUUCAUUCAAGGAAAAUUUACACUAGAAUAACAUGAUCCUGCAAAAGUGUAAUAUUUGAAAGCAUUAAGAGGAUUCUUGCAGAACUGAGAAAUAACGCUUAAGACAAUUAAAUCUGGGUAUAUUAAACGUGAAUACAAACAUUUAUGUUUUGGUAUGCAAAUUCUAGCACAAAUACCUCAACACUGGACAUCAUGGACUUCUAGUGACUCCUGGUUUUGUAUCUUGAUGAUAUUAUGAGUUAGAGUCUUACUUAAAGGCAGUGAGGGUUGAGCAUGUGUUCAUAAAUACUGUGAAAAUAAUUGUCGAGUGUGUUUGUGUGUGUGCAUUUGAUUUGGACAGCAUACCACUCAAAAAGAUUUUAAACUCUUUAUGCUUCUUCCCUACGGAAGCCCUAAAGGGCCAUGCAUUCAUACAUUUUAUUUCCUCCGUUUUCCCGUGAUAAUUUUCUCGAGAUCUUAUUAAAGUGUUUCAUGCGCCCAUGAUGAAAAAAAACAUACUUAAUAUCAAGCAUUUCUACUGCACCAAUGUGGAGAAAUACCACAACAAAAGUUCCAUAUUUGUACCUCCAAGUGGCAUCUUUUCAUAUAUUUGAGGUACUGUAAAAACAGGUACAAAUAUGGAAUUUAAUUGUUGUAUUUCUCCAAAUUGGUGCAGUAAAAAUGCUUGAUAUUAAGUAUACUUGUAUUCUUGUAUGUGUAGAAGUCAAAUAUACCAUCCAUAGCCAGGAAUUAUUGAGCAAUAUGUUUUUACAGGAGGAAAUAAAAUGCAUGAAUGCAUGGCCCUUUAGGGCUUCCGUGUCUUCCAAUGCAUUGUAAAAAUCGAUAAAAUAAAACUCACAAGGUUUAAAUUUCAA